Messenger RNA from Oncorhynchus masou masou (cherry salmon), 2877 nucleotides. RefSeq names its product C-type lectin domain family 4 member M-like. Gene Ontology annotation, molecular function: mRNA binding. Gene Ontology annotation, biological process: intracellular mRNA localization. Bases 1227 to 2771 code for a protein of 514 amino acids. The record is from RefSeq and is a predicted model, not a curated record. NCBI's taxonomy places the organism in Eukaryota, Metazoa, Chordata, Actinopteri, Salmoniformes, Salmonidae. The transcript has 5 exons. Gene Ontology annotation, cellular component: endoplasmic reticulum; ribonucleoprotein complex; nuclear outer membrane-endoplasmic reticulum membrane network.
GAGUGGUACUCAAAUGUGUUAUGUUUUGGGAAAAUCCAAUACAACACUUUGUAUUCAGGACAACAUUUUAAUUUCUUUGCCACAUUUUUGCCACAUAUUUUCUAUGUUUGACAGCUUCCUUAUUUCCACAUUGUCAAGUAGUAGGAGUAACUACAAUGUUGAUCCAUCCUCAGUUUUCUCCUAUCACAACCAUUAAACUCCAUAACUGUUUUAAAGUCACCAUUGACCGUAUGGUGAAAUCCCCGAGCGGUUUCCUUCCUCUCCAGCAACUGAGUUAAGAAGGACACCUGUAUCUUUGUAGUGACUGGGUAUAUUGAUACACCAUUCAAAGUGCAAUAACUUCACCAUGCUCAAAGGGAUAUUCGACGUCUGUAUUUUUUUCAAACUUAUCAAUAGGCGAACCUUCUUUGCGAGGCAUUGGAAAACCACCCUGGUCUUUGUGGUUGAAUCUGUGUUUGAAAUCCACUGUUUGACUGAGGGACCUUACAGAUAAUUGUGUGUGUUGGGUACAGAGAUGAGGUAGUCAUUAAAAAAAAUCAUGUUAAACACUAUUAUUGCACACAGAGUGAGUCCAUGCAACUUGUUAUGUGACUUGUUGAAGCACAUUUAAAGGUUAAACAAAUGUUUACUCCUGAACGUAUUCAGACCAAUAAGAGGUUUAAUAAUUAUUGACUCACAAUACUCCAGCUUUUCAUUUUUUAUUCUUUUGUAAACAUUUCUAAAAGAAUAUUUCCAGGAGUGACAAUUAUUUUUUAUUUAAUUCAGACUAACACAAAAUGUGGAAAAUUCAUUUUCUGGUUACAUUGUACACCUGCACAUCGACACUGUAUUGUUACUCCCCGUAUAUACCCCAUGUUAUUUUUUACUUGUUAAUGGUAUUCGUUAUUUAAUCCUUUUCUGUAUUUCUAUUUAUUUCUCUCUGCAUUGUUGGAAAAUGACCCAUAGGUCAGCAUUUCACUAUUAGCAUACACCUGUUGUUUUAUGAAGUAAUUAACAAAUGGAAUUUGAUUGUGAUUGAAAUAGCUUCUGGCAGACAUUUUGGGUGCCUGAACUCAUGCAUGUUUAAGCAAAUAUUCUGUUAGAGGUUCUGGAAGUCAAGCAGUAGAACAUGUGAGGUUCUGGAACUCAGUUCUGGUGUUCUGUUCCAUGUUCCUUGUGUAUUUCCCUCAGUGAUUCUAAGAGCAACUGGAAAGAAAAACAUAUGUAUAUACAUUGAUCAAGUUCUAAUGAUAAUAAUGUGUACUUCAGUGUAUCUUUGGAGGUGGAAGAGACAUUUCCCAACUGCUGCAGUGUGUCUGGGGCUGCUGUGUGUUCUCCUACUGGCUGGGAUCAUAGGCCUAUUACUCUCCCAGAGAAACCAAUUGACCAGUUCAGACACCCUGACCAAAGAGAGAGACCAGCUACAGACCAGUUACAACACCCUGACCAAAGAGAGAGACCAGCUACAGACCAGUUACAAAACCCUGACCAAAGAGAGAGACCAGCUACAGACCAGUUACAACACCCUGACCAAAGAGAGAGACCAGCUACAGACCAGUUACAACACCCUGACCAAAGAGAGAGACCAGCUACAGACCAGUUUCAACACCCUGACCAAAGAGAGAGACCAGCUACAGACAAGUUUCAACAUCCCGACCAAAGUGAGAGACCAGCUACAGACCAGCUACAACACCCUGACCAAAGAGAGAGACCAGCUUCAGACUAGCAACAACACGCUGACCAAAGAGAGAGACCAGCUACAGACCAGCUACAACACCCUGACCAAAGAGAGAGACCAGCUACAGACCAGCUACAACACUCUGACCAAAGAGAGAGACCAGCUACAGACAAGCUACAACACCCUGAUUGAAGAGAAAGACCAGCUACAGACCAGUUCCAACAACCUGACCAAAGAGAAAGACCAGCUACAGACCAGUUCCAACACCCUGACCAAAGAGAGAGACCAGCUACAGACCAGUUUCAACACCCUGACCAAAGAGAGAGACCAUCUACAGACCAGUUCCAACACCCUGACCAAAGAGAGAGACCAGCUACAGACCAGUUCCAACAACCUGACCAAAGAGAGAGACCAGCUACAGACCAGUUACAACACCCUGACCAAAGAGAGAGACCAGCUACAGACCAGCUACAACUCCCUGACCAAAGAGAGAGACCAAUUACAGACCAGCUACAACACCCUGACCAAAGAGAGAGACCAGCUCCAGACCAUUAACAACACCCUUACUGCAGAAAGAGACCAGCUGCAGACCAAUUAUAACACCCUGACCAAACAGAGAGACCAGCUACAGACCAGCUGCAACACCCUGACUGCAGAAAGAGACCAGAUACAGACUAACAACAACAGCCUGACCAAAGAGAGAGACCAGCUGCAGACCAGUAACAACACCCUAACUGAAGAAAGAGACCAGCUACAAAAAGAGACAGAAUGUCUCAAACAAUCUUUAGUUCAGAAAGUUUGUCCAGAAGGAUGGAAGAAGCUUGGUAGCAGUUGUUACUACAUCUCUACUGAGUACAAAUCCUGGGAGGAUAGCAGACAGGACUGCAGAAAUAGAGGAGCAGACCUGGUGGUCAUCAAGAGCGAAGACGAUCAGACAUUUGUCAAUUGGUUAUGCGGGGUAAAGAACUAUGUCUGGAUUGGUCUGACUGACUCUGUUUCUGAGGGGACCUGGAACUGGGUGGACGACACACCACUGACCACAAAGUAUUGGAACAGUGGAGAGUCUGAUUCUGUGUUGUUUCUUCUACAGGUAUUGGAACAGUGGACAGCCUGAUUCUGUGUUGUUUCUUCUACAGGUAUUGGAACAGUGGACAGUCUGAUUCUAUGUGUUGUUUCUUAUACAGGUAUUGGAACAGUGGACAGCCUGAUUCUGUGUUGUU